ACUUGCACGCUCGAAGAGUGUUUUGACGUUCCGUGAGUGAUUCCUGUGCAGUUUUUUCUCAAAAAAGCGUUUUUCCGCGUUCAGAAUGGCCCUUCGCGCACAAUUUGAGAAUAAAGAUGAUAUUGGGGUGUUCAGCAAACUCACAAAUUCAUACUGCCUUGUGGCAAUUGGUGGAUCGACCAAUUUUUACAGCGUCUUCGAGGCAGAGUUGGCAGAGACAAUCCCUGUGGUGCAUGCCAGCAUAGCGGGAUGUCGUAUCAUUGGGCGACUAAUCGUGGGAAAUAGACAUGGAUUGCUGGUUCCCAAUUCCACGACGGAUGUGGAGCUGCAGCAUCUGCGAAACAGCCUGCCAGAGAGUGUAAAGAUCCAGAGAGUCGAGGAGCGCUUGUCCGCUCUGGGGAACGUGAUAUCAUGCAAUGAUUAUGUGGCGAUUGUGCAUCCAGACCUGGACAAAGAGACCCAAGAGAUUCUCGGCGACACACUCAAUGUGGAGGUUUUCCCGCAAGUUAUUGCCAACAAUGUCCUUGUGGGAUCAUACACAGUGCUGAGCAAUCAGGGAGGGCUGGUGCAUCCCAAGUCCACAAUAGCUGAGCAGGAUGAGCUAUCCUCGAUGCUGCAGGUGCCAAUAGUGGCGGGGACAGUGAACAGGGGAAGCGAUGUCCUCGCGGCUGGUCUCACCGUGAAUGACUGGUGUGCUUUCUGCGGGAUGAGCACAACUUCCACGGAGGUGGCAGUGAUAGAGAGUGUCUUCAAGUUGAAUGAAGCCAAGCCAACAAAUGUAACCAACGAAUUGAGGACAUCUAUCAUUGAGACAAUGUGGUAAAACCUCUGCUGCCGAUCAACAAGGUGUAUCUUAUUCAUAUGUGAAGCUAAUUGAGAGAAUAUCUUUAAUUGUGAAAUUUACAAAAAAUCAUACAUGUAAGCGUAUUGAAGAAAAUAUACCUAUAAUAACGUGUAA
Messenger RNA from Phlebotomus argentipes, 958 nucleotides. RefSeq names its product eukaryotic translation initiation factor 6 (gene eIF6). Lineage: Eukaryota; Metazoa; Arthropoda; Insecta; Diptera; Psychodidae. Gene Ontology annotation, molecular function: ribosomal large subunit binding. Gene Ontology annotation, biological process: maturation of LSU-rRNA; cytosolic ribosome assembly; assembly of large subunit precursor of preribosome. The coding region runs from base 86 to 823 and encodes 245 amino acids. Gene Ontology annotation, cellular component: preribosome, large subunit precursor; cytosol; nucleolus. The transcript is spliced from 5 exons. The record is from RefSeq and is a predicted model, not a curated record.